AUGCAACAAGCCGCCAUUGUGCAGGUGCGUUUGGCUGCGCGUGCAGCCACUCGGCACGCACGGAAUGGCUCGGCGAUACGAGCGCAGCAACAGCUGCUAGCAUCAUGUCCUGCCACUGCAAGCGCAUCAUCGUCCGCCGGCCGCUUCAGGACGAGCAGCGAUAGAACCGGGACUUGCAGCGUCGGAAGACGAGCGAUGAGUACUUUUUCUCGAUCAGCUUUAUUCUUCUAAGCGGGUGAAGUAAAAUUGUAAUUGUUUUUUUUACCAUUACCCCUUUCAUUCUACCCGAGCGACGUCGUGGUUCCGAAAUUUAAAUUUUAGUACUCCUUCCAUUGUGUAUGCGACGGGCUAAACAUCGAAAGAAAUCAAUUGCACAACCACCUGAACAAAACCCAACCUCAGGUUCCAGCGCACAAUUACCGAAGAAAGACAUUCCGAGCUUCAGCCCGCCGGCGGGGGAUGAACAGGACCCCUCGAAAAUCGGGAAAACGGAGUGUUUUCAGAUGACGCCACCGCAGCUCGCGGCUGAGCUGGACAAGUACAUCAUCGGGCAGGCAGACGCGAAGCGCGCCAUGGCGUCCGCUAUCCGUUUUCGCUGGCGCAGGAAACAACUAGACGAAAAGAAGCGGGAGGACUGCACACCGCGAAACAUCCUGAUGAUUGGCCCGACCGGGUGUGGUAAAACGGAGAUCGCCCGCCGACUCGCGAAAAUCAUCGACGCACCCUUCGUCGUUGCGGAAGCAACAAAAUUCACGGAAGUUGGUACUGCUACUGAUCGAAUUCGAAAUAAUCCUUUUCUACUAUGACUACUAGAGUACUCAUGGUCGUGUUUGUGUAUGGGUGGUACCGGCGGUGCAGGAAAUCGAUGUGUUGACCGUCAAGUUCUGUUCCAACAAGCAAGUUGUAGCGAAACGACCAUCACGAUCACGAUCGAGUGCUGCACACUUGCAUCUUCGUGGUUGCAGAAAAUAGAAGAGCAACAGAUUGAUAGGAAACGUCACAAAGCAAGGGCUAGGGAUGUUCCUUAUACAACUUUUUAUCUUUCAAACUCAAUACACAGUGCCCGGAUUUCUAUUCAAAAGCAUCUCCCACAAAGGUUUUCACGGGCGCGACAUCGAGAGCGUGAUGCGAGAUUUGAUGGAAGCGGGGAUAAAAAUGCAGCAGAAAAAACUUGAAGCCGAGUACACGCCCGUCGCCACGGAGGUGGUCGAGGAAAAGCUGCUCGAAGCUCUGCUGGGCGAACUCAGUCAGGACGCCGACAAGUUAACCUGGCUCGGGCAUUUUCGAAAAGGGUAUUUAGUUUUAGUAGAUAUCAGUACGCUGGUUUAUUUUGGAGGACAUCCUUAUAGUUCAUCUUCAUUCUCGCACAGUUUGCUAUUGCUAACGCUAGGUUAAGUAAUGAAAUUCUACUUCUUGAGGAGGAGCUUUGUCUGUGGAUUUGCAACACUAGAGCAACUCGUACAACUUACUGUAAGUUUUUUUCUUCGCUGACGAAAACGAUACAAAACCAAAACCCAGUUGGCUCGACGACCGCACGGUGUACGUGGAUAUUCCGAUUACGCCCCCGCCUUCCCAGGCGGGCCCAGCCGGCGCGGGCCCGGGCGGGUUUCCGGAUAUCCACGACUUAUACCGCAGCAGCCCCUAUGGAUUGCAAAAAUGUCUGGGUCUGGAAGGAUGCAACUUGUGAUGCUACUUUUGGAAUUUACAUAAAAUCUGUAUUGCAUGAACAGCAAAAGACAGAGGUGUAAUUUGUGCUACGCGGAGAGGGCGUUUCUCAUGCGGUAUGAGCAUCAGAAAGCCCUCGCAAAAUCUCUGAUGUUAUUUUUAUGCUUAUGUUUUUAUGCCUUUUCCCUCCCCCUUUUUUCUGAUUUUUACUUCUCUUUACAUUGUGGUUUUGCUUAUUAUUAUGAUUAUUUUUAUCAGUUUACGUAGGGCAUGAUGCCAAAAGGGACGAACAGCCCGUAGACCUCCGAUCUGAUGCUAGGUCAUGCAUCACAGACCUCAUGGGUCACGCAAAAUCUGCAUGACAAACUCCUGCAUUCUUCCAGACCCAGACACUUUUGCAUUUGAUAGCCCCGAAGACCGGGAACUGAACCGACUGCAACUGAACCUGAACCGGGGCGUAUCAAAGGGAAAAAUGCCCCCCACCCCUGAAAUUGCAACAAUUUGUGAUGCGAAGUUCCCAAAUGAAAGCUUUUUGUCAUGCAUCAAAGGAGUAAGAAUCUUUCUGAUGCAGAUUCUAGUCGUGUUUCGCAUCGCUUGCAUGACAAGCACCGCUCUUGCUGGGAUCUUUUGCAAUACAAAUUUUUGCUAUUCACGAUCGGAAAUCUGUGAUGCUGAUACACGCAAGAGGGCGAAUGUUUCAUUUGGAAAGAUUUGCAAUACAAAUGCUUUCAAGUUCGGGGGUGGGGGCAUUUUUCAUUGUAAUAGGGCGGCGCGGUGCGCACGGAGAAAAGGAAGCUCACCAUCCGAGAGGCCAGAAAAAAACUCAUACGCGCCGAGCUGGACGCGCGGAUCACGCAGGAAGAGGUACAUACUACUGCGAUGAUUCACAGUGAGUGGUGCUGUUGGGGAAUGAUAUCUUGAAAACCUUCUAAAAGAGCAUUGUGCUUGAAAUUCGUCUUGGAAACAACAAAGCAGAAAAAUGUAAAUGAAUGAAUGUGGAUAUCAAAAAUCUUAUCUAGAAAAAAUGCAACAGCUGGUCCAGCGCGCAUUGAAGUCGGUGGAAGACGAGGGCAUCGUUUUCCUGGACGAGAUCGACAAAAUCGUGAGUCCCAAGGGCUCCUACGGUCCAGACGCCUCCUCCGAGGGGGUGCAGCGGGAUCUGCUCCCCAUCAUCUAUGAAAUGCAAAAGCAUCGUACUAGUAGUAAUUGCAAUACAAAUUUGCGCAGCAUGACAAAUGGAAUUUGUCAUGCUGAUUUGCCUUGCGAACCAGAUUUGUGAUGCAUAAAAGCAAUUACUACGAGUACGAUGCUUUUGCACAGGAUAUCAUCGAAGGCACCACGAUCAACACAAAGUACCAAUUAUCGCAAUCAUGCAUUACAAAUCCUAUUGUUCUGAUAAAACCGCAUUACAAAUUCCAUUUCUCAUUCUGAGCAAAUUUGUGAUGCAGUUGAGUUUAUACAAAUGCGAUUAUAGGCUUAGGCAUAGCAUACGCAUAGCAGUCGUCGAGGAAUUUACUCGAACCCACACAAUAAAACAAGGUAUGGCAACAUCAAGAGCAACCACGUCUUGUUUGUCUGCGCCGGGAGUUUCCACGCCGUCCGCCCGUCGGACAUGCUCGCGGAAUUGCAGGGCCGAUUGCCCGUGAAGAUGAAACUGCAUCCGCUUACGGAGGGCGAUUUCUACCGGAUUUUGACCGAGACCGAGUUCGGCAUCGUCGAUCAGAACAAGGCGCUUUUGGGCACAGAGGGCGUGGAUGUCAAGUACAGUAAUUUUACAAAUUCUGUUGUGGGUUGUUGCUAUUCCUAUUGCUGUGCUUACUCCCUCCACGAGGACUCUGACGUGGAAGAAAGCAAGCUAAAAUCAGAAUGAAGACAGGAGCUGCAAGUAGUGUGACUGCACCUUCACAUCAAUUGAAACCAAAUUUACUUUUACUAUACUUAAUCUGAUCCCUAUCAGUUGGACCGAGAGCGGGAUGCGGGAGGUGGCAAGACUGGCAACGGAGAUGAAUACUUACAUCGAGAAUACGGGCGCCCGAAGGCUGCACACCAUUGUGGAGCAGGUGACGGACGAGCUCUCUUUUCGGGCGGCGGAAUAUGCGGGCACCAGCGUCGACAUUGACGCAGAGUUCGUGCGCGACAAAACCCAGAGCAUCGAAAUUGACAAGACCCACCGGGGCCUGUUGUAA
This is a messenger RNA of Amoebophrya sp. A120, 3851 nucleotides long. NCBI's taxonomy places the organism in Eukaryota, Dinophyceae, Syndiniales, Amoebophryaceae. The record is from the annotation of a GenBank genome assembly.